Messenger RNA from Ilyonectria robusta, 924 nucleotides. RefSeq lists its product as uncharacterized. The coding region runs from base 1 to 924 and encodes 307 amino acids. NCBI's taxonomy places the organism in Eukaryota, Fungi, Ascomycota, Sordariomycetes, Hypocreales, Nectriaceae. The transcript is spliced from 7 exons. The record is from RefSeq and is a predicted model, not a curated record.
AUGGUCCGUCACGGCCCGACGCCGGCGGUGGUGAUGGCGACCGGGUUCACGCCCCUUGUCAUCGCCGCUGGGGUCAUCGUCGCUCGUUUGAAUCUCCGCCUCAGGAUCCAGAAGCGAAAAUUACUGGUUAGCGACAUAAUCAUGGUGCUAACGUUGCUUGUUGGCCUUACCUCUAUAUGGUUCUUGAUCAGGUUCAACACGUUAGGCGCACUUGACCCUAACGUGACGACAACAAUGGAGAGCUUUCGUGGAGACCCAGAAAAUAUCCCUAAAAUUUUCAAGACAUUCUGGUUAGCAAAUAUACCGCUCUGUACAACACUGUACCUUUCCAAGGCGGCGCUUCUUUCCAUGUACUUGCAAAUAUUCCCAGAGUUUAUGCGCAAGCGGAGAAUCUUCUUAUGGGCAGUAAUUACUUAUGUUGCCAUGGCGUAUGUGACGACAAUCUUGUUGAUAUUUUGUAUCUGCAUACCCUUUGAGACGAAUUGGGACAUGGAUCCCCAAUCAACAUGUCCCACAUCAAGAACUAAACUUGCUUUCGAGAUCAAUUGGAGUCUCCACUUCUUCGGAGAUCUUGUGAUUUUCGCUCUCCCUUGGCUUAUCGUGCCCACUUUAAACGUUAGGAGGUCACUGAAGAUCGGCAUCUAUUUCACAUUCCUCCUUGGUCUUAUCGACAUUUUAUUUACCCUGCUCCGCUUCAUAACGAUCGAGAAAGCAGACAUACGCGACUCGACCCCUCUCGGCUUAGUUUUCAUGUGGAGCGCUCUCGACUCCCACAUUGGCAUCAUUGUUGCAUGUCUACCUUCCUUGAGACCAUACUUUGGCAAUAAGGACCAAGGCUAUGGAGCCAAGUCAAACAGUGACGUUAAAUCGAUGCCAUCGCAUGCAGGAAUUGCGGCCCAUCAGAAGAGGGAACAGGAAGCCUAA